UGCAGUUGAAAAAUGGCCGGAAAGAAAACAGAAAUUUAUGUUAUGUGAAGAAAAUGCCUCAGUUUUUAGGCGAUUCUUCCCAAAAUUCGCCAGGUAUCGGGGAAGACCAGGACGAAGUUGGAGACGCACAGUCAAGCGAGGAACAGAAUGAUGUUAUUCAAGAACCAGAAACGCCGGCAUUUCCGGUUCAAAACUUGCCGUACGAUGCCAUGCGAAGUGAGCCUCUUUUGACAAAUGUUCUUGUUGAACUAUACGACGGUGAGACGGACGAGCAAGGAUUCUUACAUGGCUAUGGGACAGCGUACUUUCAAGGUGGGAACAUUUACAAGGGCCAUUUUCAACGUGGUCUGAUGCAUGGAAAAGGCAAAUACAUUUGGCAGAAUAGGACAAUAUAUGACGGUGAUUUCCUUCACAAUCGUUUACAUGGUUAUGGUGCCUACAUAUGGCCAGAUGACAGUGUUUAUGAAGGAGAGGUGAUAAAUGGAUUGCGACAUGGUCAAGGAACUUUCACUUGCUCGACAACACCAUGUGUCUAUUCUGGCAUGUGGCGUGAUGGUAAACGUCAUGGUCAAGGUAUGUUGAAAUACGACAAGAAUGGUGUGUCAUAUUACCAGGGAGAAUGGUGUGAGAACCAACGUCAGGGUUUUGGCACUCGUAGAUAUGCCAGCGGUAAUGUCUAUGAAGGGAACUGGAAAAACAAUGUUCGGCAUGGUAAGGGUACCAUGAACUGGUACACCACCAAUGAAAAAUACACUGGCGAUUGGUACAAAGGUGUUCAACAAGGAUAUGGUGAGCAUACCUGGUUCCUAAGACGCAUCAAGGGGUCACAAUAUCCACUGAGGAACCGUUACGUUGGUAGUUUUGUGAAUGGUCUCCGUGAAGGUCAUGGUGUAUUUUACUAUGCAAGUGGUGCCAAAUAUGAUGGAGAAUGGGUGAAUAAUAUGAAGCAUGGCCAUGGAACAUUUGUUUUCAAAAAUGGGAUGGUCUUUAAAGGUGUAUUUGAUAAUGACCACAUGCUAGAAUACCCUGACAUCAACCCGUCUGGUAUGAUCACACCUGACAUCUCCUCCGCUGGUCUUCCUGUGCAACGCCCUGCCACGCCUGCUUCAUCAAUUCUCAGCGCUGAUUGGGCCAAUGGUUUGGAGCUUAACAUUGCCUUCCUGUUUGAUGACAGGGAAAUUGACUUGGAUGAACGAGAAUUAGAAACACAAGAAGUUAACUAUGUCAUGCUGCAGCAUAUCAGCAAAUUGAAAAAAAUUUACUCCCACUACAGUUCUAUUGGUGUUGACAAAUCACAAGACAACACGUCAGUCAUGACACUUAUGCAGUUCUGCCGUUUUCUAAAGGAUAUUAAAAUCCAUGGCAAGGAUGCAUCCCUACCUGAGAUAUUGAGGCUAAUUUCCAGCGAGAAGAAUACAGAUCCAUAUUAUCCCUGGGAAAAUAUCCUAAUACGCGAUUUCUUGACCUCAUUGGUGAUUAUCGCCAAUCACUUGUUUGCCGAUGAGUAUUGCCAUGAUAUUAACCAGCUAUUGCUGCCGUGGUGCUUAUCAAGACUGGUAACAGAGCAUGUUGUAAAACAUGCUGGUGUGGUCGGUGGUGUUGUUUACACCAAGCCAAGUAUAACAAUGGAACUCUCUCAAUAUGCUGAAAAAGCCUAUGGUAUCUAUCAGUAUUGGAUCUCCCAAGCCAAGCAAAUGCAACCUAAUAUUCAGUGUGUAAACAUGAGGUAUAUGCUGUGGAUGUUGAAAGAUUAUGGCCUCAUCAAUGAAGGAUUGUCAGCAAAGCAUGUCAUUGAUAUUCUUGCAUCGGAUGACUCCCGUGUUAUACAAGACGAGUUUAUCAACUUAGAGGUAGAAGUUUCCUUUCUGGAAGUGUUAGAGGCAUUAGUCCUGUGUGCCGAGGUGUAUGUCACAGACGAUGCAUUGAGAGAAACACCCACCCCUCAUCCAACAACCGUGGCCUCAUCGCAAGCAGCAAGUGCAAAAAGUCGUAAUUCAAGUGCUUCUGGAGGCCGUUUAGAAUCACCUGAAAGCCGUAUAUCCAGUCACUCUGUGUUGAACGUGAUUGAAGAGAAGCCGGAAGACGACCAGACCCCAACCGAGGUGGAACAGAAGCCUGCAGAUGCGAAGGUUGCCACACCUAUAAAUGUGGGCAUUCCUCUUCUUAGUAUUACAGCAUCAUCUACAGAUGAGUCAAAGCAACUUGUAAUAGAUGAUCUUAUUGAUGACGCAAAGAAUGAAAAUGAAUGUGGCGACUCGCAAGAUGUUGGCGAAAGCCGAGCAGUUGACGUGGGGAACAAAAAGUGUAGGGAUGGACAAGAUGAACCAGUAAUCAUAGAGGAUGACCACAGAGUAUGGUGUAUGAAAAUGAGCAUUUUCUUUAAGAAGAAAUUUUUUGCAGCAGCUGAUGAACAUGAAUUGUUAAACAAAAUAGCUCAGAAAAAUGUAUGAAGCUAGGCUAUAGUCAACAACAGUCAGUGAAUGUACAGCAUAUCUAAGGGUUAAAUAUUUGGCGUGAUGAAUAUGGUUGUUUUCAGUUUAUAUAUCAUUAGAUGUUAAUACACCAAAAAUUUGCAAGUAGUUUGUACUAUUAAGUUUUUGACAACCUUUAUCCUUUGAUGUUAGUUUUAUGACUUAGCGUCA
Messenger RNA from Dendronephthya gigantea, 2642 nucleotides. Its product is annotated as radial spoke head 10 homolog B-like. The record is from RefSeq and is a predicted model, not a curated record. The coding region runs from base 54 to 2450 and encodes 798 amino acids. The transcript is spliced from 5 exons. Lineage: Eukaryota; Metazoa; Cnidaria; Anthozoa; Malacalcyonacea; Nephtheidae.